Molecule: messenger RNA, 3924 nt
Organism: Oryzias melastigma (Indian medaka)
Lineage: Eukaryota; Metazoa; Chordata; Actinopteri; Beloniformes; Adrianichthyidae
Gene: skic2
Product: SKI2 homolog, superkiller viralicidic activity 2-like
Exons: 30
Coding region: 82-3813 (1243 amino acids)
Biological process (GO): nuclear-transcribed mRNA catabolic process, 3'-5' exonucleolytic nonsense-mediated decay
Cellular component (GO): Ski complex
Molecular function (GO): RNA binding; ATP binding; RNA helicase activity
Source: RefSeq, a predicted model, not a curated record
CUUCCGCUUAGCAAUUUGACAACUUCCGGCGAACAGAAACUACAUGGUUCCAACUUUUAGCUUUCAGUUACGAGUGGGACAAUGGAAAGAAUAAAUGUGCCCCCUGUGGGUCCCAUGGACCUGCCGCUGUCUCUGCUGGAGCUGGGAUGCUCUGGCAGGUUUGAACUCAUCACACAUCCUGUGCCUGGACAGCCUCUACCUCCCCAGAGCACGCUUCCUCAUGGACUUCCUCCCACCAGCCUGACUCUGGAAACAGAAGUGGAGAAACAGUUCCUGCGAGACCCAGCCUGGCUUCCCAUACACGACACAGACUUUCUAUUUCAGAAAUUUCCCAAAGUGACACAAAGGAAGGUGGAUGUUGACUCUCUGCUCAGUUGCUCCCCCUCCGCUCUUCAGUCAGGACUCUCCGUGGUCAGAGAUCCAACCACAGGAAUGCUGUUGGACUUCACAGAGGUGUUGCUGGAGAACACCGGACUGUCGGCGAAGAACUCGCUGUCGCUGCAGCGCCAGCCGGGACCGCCGUCAGAGAGCCUUCGAGGAAGCAACACCAACUACCCCUUCCUGCCCGGUGGGAUGGAGGAGCUCACAUUGGAGCAAAUCACGAAGAAGUCUGAGCUGGAGGAGGAAAUAGACUUUGAGAACGAUUUACUGAAAGUACCUCCGGGGCUUAAAGCUGGGAUGGAUUUUACCAGCAAAGAGGCUAAAAUAGCGAAGGCGGAGGUCAACCUGAUGUCCCUCCUGUCUGAGCUGGAAGACUCCACAGACCUGCAGCGUGAAGAAGAGGAGAAAGAGAAAGAGCAGAAGAAAGAAAAAGCUUCUAAUUUACCCAGAACGAACAGCCUUGAAGACCUGGGAAUCAAGGAUGCGGCUCCGUCCGUGUCCACCUCUAAAGGAAUAGAUCAACCGAAGCCAGCAGAGAGUCCCCAGGAGCAGAAGAAGAAGUGGGCGGUCCCUGUGGACAUAUCGUCCCCCUGUGAGGACUUCUACAAACGCAUCCCCAACCCAGCGUUCAAAUGGCCGUUUGAGCUGGACGUCUUCCAGAAACAGGCGAUCCUGAGGCUGGAGGCGCACGACUCCGUCUUUGUGGCUGCGCACACGUCGGCGGGGAAGACGGUGGUGGCCGAGUACGCCAUCGCGCUCUCGCAGAAACACAUGACCAGGACCAUCUACACGUCUCCCAUUAAAGCGUUGUCCAAUCAGAAGUUCCGAGACUUCAAAACCACCUUUAAGGACGUUGGACUCCUUACAGGUGACGUCCAGCUGAGUCCCGAGUCCUCCUGCCUCAUCAUGACCACCGAGAUCCUCAGGUCCAUGCUGUACAACGGCUCCGAGGUCAUCAGGGACUUGGAGUGGGUGAUCUUCGACGAGGUCCACUACAUCAACGAUGCAGAGAGAGGAGUUGUGUGGGAGGAGGUGCUGAUCAUGCUCCCGGAUCACGUCAGCAUCAUCCUCCUCAGCGCCACCGUGCCGAACGCUCUGGAGUUCAGCGAGUGGAUCGGCCGCAUCAAGAAGAGACACAUUUACGUGAUCAGCACCAUGAAGAGACCCGUCCCUCUGGAGCAUCACCUGUACACCGGGAACAGCACCAAGACCCAGAAGGAGAUGUUCCUGCUGCUGGACGCCACCGGGAAUUUCCUCACCAAAGGGUAUUACGCAGCCGUCGAUGCCAAGAAGGAGCGAACCAGCAAACACGCCCAAACGUUUGGGACAAAGAACACCUCUCAGAACACGACGGCGAGUCAGGACCGGUCCGUGUGGCUGGCGCUCCUCCACUUCCUGUCCCAGCGGCAGCAGACCCCCGUGGUGGCCUUCACCUUCUCCCGGGCGCGGUGCGAUGAUAACGCUCGCUCGCUGGAGUCCAUGGACCUGACCACCUCCAUCGAGAAGGCGGAGAUCCACUCCUUCUUCCAGAAGAGCCUCAGCCGCCUGCGGGGGGGCGACCGCCAGCUGCCGCAGAUUCUGCUGAUGCGGGACCUCCUGAAGAGAGGCGUCGCCGUCCACCACAGCGGCAUCCUGCCCAUCCUGAAGGAGGUCAUCGAGAUGCUCUUCUCUCGCGGUCUGGUCAAGGUGCUUUUCGCCACCGAGACGUUCGCGAUGGGGGUGAACAUGCCGGCGAGGACGGUGGUGUUCGACAGCAUCAGGAAGCACGACGGCACCGGCUUCAGAAACCUGCUGCCAGGUGAAUACAUCCAGAUGGCUGGGAGAGCGGGACGACGAGGUCUGGACGCCACCGGCACCGUGAUCAUCUUGUGUAAGGCCGGCGUGCACGAGAUGUCUGAUCUGCACGCCAUGAUGAUGGGAAAGCCGACUCUUCUUCAGUCCCAGUUCAGACUGACCUACACCAUGAUCCUCAACCUGCUGCGGGUGGAGGCGCUCAGAGUGACGGACAUGAUGAAGAGGAGCUUUUCUGAGAGCCACAGGAACGCUCAGGAACACGAGAAGAGGAUCAGCCAGCUGAAGCAGACGUUGUCCUCCUUGCCUCCUCUGGACACGGACGGACAGCUGUCCGACUUGCUGCCGUACUAUCACACCGUGACGGAGCUGCGAGUCACCAACGAGUCCCUCCAGAAAGCCAUCGUGGAGUCGGUGAACGGCCUGAAGGCGCUGUCCGUGGGCCGGGUGCUGGUGGUCAACAACAAACAGCAUCUGAACGCGUUGGGGGUGAUCCUGCAGGUGUCCAGUGACGCCGUGAACCGCACGUUCACAACGUUGAUCAUCUGUGAGAAAGGCAACGAGGACGGAAAAGGAGAAGCCGGCGCCGCUCACCCACACCUGUUCAACACGGCUCUGUUCAUCCCUGAAGGGCCCUGCAGCCACACGGUGCAGAAGCUGAAGCUGCAGGACAUCUCGGCCAUCACUGUGAAAACCCUGAAAGUGAUUCCGGACCGGAUCAUAGAUAACUACAACAAGAGGCAACAGCCUCGCUUCAGGCACGAGCCUCCAGGCCAGGCCAUCUCCACGGCAACGCAGGAGCUGCUGCGACUGGCCGAGGCCAACCCCGGCGGCGUGGCGACCCUGGACCCCGUCAACGACCUGCAGCUGAAGAGCGUGGACGUGGUGGAGGGCUGCAUGAGGCUGCGCAUGCUGCAGGACAGCCUGAAGGGCUUCACCUGCGUCCACUCGCCCACCUUCUCAGAGCAGUUCGCUCGGGUUCAGGGGAGGAUGAGCGUCCAGGAGGAGCUGGACCGGCUCCUCUUCCUGGUGUCAGACCAGUCUCUGACUCUGCUGCCGGAAUACCACCAGAGGAUCAAGGUCCUCCAGUCCCUCCAGUACAUCGACGGCGGCGGCGCCGUGCAGCUGAAGGGCCGGGUGGCCUGCCAGAUCAGCAGCCACGAGCUGCUGCUGACGGAGCUCCUUUUUGAGAACGUCCUGAGCCCGCUGGCGCCCGAGGAGAGCGCCGCCCUGCUGUCCUGCCUGGUCUUCACCCAGAACACCCAGGUGGAGCCGCAUUUAACCAGCUCGCUGAAGGAGAGCAUCGAGCAGGUCCUGUCGGUGGCUCGGCGAAUCGGAGAGCUGCAGCGCCAAUGCGGGAUCCCGCAGACGGCCGAGGAGUUCGUGGGGCAGUUCAAGUUCGGCCUGACGGAGGUGGUGUACUGCUGGGCCAGAGGCAUGCCGUUUGCAGAGAUCGCCCUGCUGACGGACAUCCAGGAGGGCACGGUGGUCCGCUGCAUCCAGCGCCUGGACGAGGUCCUGAAGGAGGUGCGGCAGGCGGCGCGCAUCGUGGGGGACUCUGUGCUGGGGAGCAAAAUGGAGAAGGCCUCCCUGGCCAUCCGCCGGGACAUCGUCUUCACAGCCUCCCUGUACACCCACUGAGGGCUGGAGGAGGAUGCUGCUUCAGUCCUGGUGCAUGGGGGGUGGGGGGUGAUGGAGACCAAACAUGAAAUCAACUGUAAUUUAUUGUACAAUAAUAAACUUUUUAUUUAA